Molecule: messenger RNA, 789 nt
Organism: Hirsutella rhossiliensis
Lineage: Eukaryota; Fungi; Ascomycota; Sordariomycetes; Hypocreales; Ophiocordycipitaceae
Product: transcriptional regulation of mitochondrial recombination
Exons: 2
Coding region: 1-789 (262 amino acids)
Biological process (GO): DNA recombination; positive regulation of mitochondrial DNA replication
Cellular component (GO): nucleus; mitochondrial large ribosomal subunit
Molecular function (GO): structural constituent of ribosome; single-stranded DNA binding; DNA strand exchange activity
Source: RefSeq, a predicted model, not a curated record
AUGAACGCGGCACCCCCCGGGGCUCGCCUCGGCCUGCUCCCUUCCCUGCUGCGGACUUGCGUGCGCCAAGCCCACACCGGCCCGGCCCGCCGCCCUGCGCCCAUGGGCUACCAGAGACCUGAGGGCCACGGCGAGAGAAUCUGGGUCUUUGCCCACCGGAGAACAGAACAAGUCAUCUUUUCCUUCAGGGACAGAUUAGAUGGCUUCCAUGACCUCAAGCAGCUCCCUUUCAACGGCAAGCAGACCAAGCCCUCCAAGCUCCGCAAAGACUACUGGUCCCCCAUGGCCAUUAUCCAGUUCCCAGCCGGCAUGGGCUCUGUCGGCCGCUCCGUCUUCCAGAAGCUGCGCGAGCUCAAACACCUGCACGAGGUCUCGUGGCCCGACGAGUUCCGAUACAAGCACGAGUCCGAGUACACAGAGGCCGACAAGCGCAAAAUAGCAGACGAAAAGGCAAACGGCAGGUCCUACCGGCCCGUGCGGAGCAAGGCGGACCGCGGCAAUGCCCUCAACGCGCAAAAGAAGAACGUCAUCGCUGACAUGGCCGUCGUGCUGGCGGGCAAGGGCGCCGGCAACAAGGUGGUCGUGACUAAGUCGGCAGAUGCAGGCAAGGAGGACGGGCAGCUGGUGGCCGUCACCGUCAAGUGGUCCAACGACCAGGACAUGGAAUUUGCCGAGGUCUGGUCGCACAAUGUCACCCAUGCGCUCUUCGAGGAACCCGCCUACAUGUCCAACCUGGUACCGAAACAACAAGUGGCCGAAGCGUCGCAAGAAGCCAAGGCAGAGGCAUGA